This is a messenger RNA of Pelobates fuscus (common spadefoot toad), 845 nucleotides long. It is a transcript of the gene PTGES, whose product is annotated as prostaglandin E synthase. Gene Ontology annotation, cellular component: membrane. The record is from RefSeq and is a predicted model, not a curated record. The transcript is spliced from 3 exons. The coding region runs from base 73 to 510 and encodes 145 amino acids. NCBI's taxonomy places the organism in Eukaryota, Metazoa, Chordata, Amphibia, Anura, Pelobatidae. Gene Ontology annotation, molecular function: prostaglandin-E synthase activity. Gene Ontology annotation, biological process: prostaglandin biosynthetic process.
CUAGACAAUGGGUAUGUGCUGCUCUCCUCUUGCAGAGUCUACAGUGUGAGAGCUAACAGCACAUCACACAAAAUGGACAAUGAAGUUUUUAUGUCUUUUACGCUUUAUAGCACGCUGCUAAUCCUAAAGAUGUAUCUCUUGGCUAUAAUAACAGGACAGAUUCGACUCCGCAAGAAAGCAUUUGCAAAUCCGGAGGAUGCGAGGAGACAUGGAGGUGUUGAGUUUUUUCGAGAAGACCCUGAUGUGGAACGAUAUCGUAGAGCGCAUCGCAAUGAUAUGGAGAAUAUUUUUCCUUUCCUGUUUUUGGGGGCUAUCUACUCCGUGCUGGAUCCCAACCCUACCAUAGCCAGAAGCCACUUCCGAAUUUUCUUUCUCUGCCGCGUAAUCCACACGGCAGCCUAUGUGCUGGCUUUGAAAGCACCGACGCGCUCCGUGGCCUACAGCAUUGCACAGCUGCCUUGUUUCUCGAUGGCGGUGCAGAUAUUAUUCGCGGUCUCCUCCUAUUGGUAAUCGCAACACCCCAGAGAUCUGAAAUUCUGUGUGCCUUUUCAGAUGACCAAGUUGAGAAUCAUCCCAGCAUGAAGGAUAAUUUAAAAAAAAUAUGAUGCAGGUGUUGGUAGUGACAAGUACUAAAUAAAGUCAUGAAUGUAAAGGCUUUGCCAAUGCCUUUUUUAUUUUCAAGCAGAUCUUACAAGAGUUGGUUUGUGAUAUGAGCAAAAUGGUGUAGGUAAAGAUUUUGUGACUUGACUGUUAUAUAUUUCCUGCUGCCAGAAGCCUUGCCUUUUUGGGAUGAAAUGUAACGAAAUAGGAGAAAAAUGUAAUUUACCCAUAGGAGACCAAACUUA